Messenger RNA from Culicoides brevitarsis, 2143 nucleotides. RefSeq lists its product as uncharacterized. Gene Ontology annotation, biological process: SCF-dependent proteasomal ubiquitin-dependent protein catabolic process. Gene Ontology annotation, cellular component: SCF ubiquitin ligase complex. Bases 193 to 2079 code for a protein of 628 amino acids. The record is from RefSeq and is a predicted model, not a curated record. Gene Ontology annotation, molecular function: protein binding. The transcript is spliced from 4 exons. NCBI's taxonomy places the organism in Eukaryota, Metazoa, Arthropoda, Insecta, Diptera, Ceratopogonidae.
AUUACUUCGCCGUGAAAGUUAAGAAUUUAAAAAAUUUUAUAAAAAAAAUCCAAAAACAAUUCAAAAAAUCGUCAAAACCCCCAAUAAAAAGCUUGGAAACAUUCCAAGGCGAUGUGCUAACGUGGCACAAUUUAACAAAAAAAUCCCAUAAAAACAAGAGAAGACUUUGGAACUUUCUAGAAAUCCCAAACAAUGGAGAACCCCGAAGAUGUUAUGAACAAAAAACGCAAAUUGGAGGAUGCGGAGGAGCCAGUAGCGAAACGAAUCAAUGCCGAAACAUUCAAUUUGAUCGAUUUCAGCGACGAAAUGCUCUUGGCCAUACUGAAGCAUCUCGAUUCGACUUCGUUAAUUAAGUUAUCCAGAACAUGCACGCGUCUUCGUACACUGGCCGAAGAUCACACACACUGGGUCGAUGUGGAUUUUUCUGCGGAGCCCGCAAGUUGCUCGGAGCUGAUUGAAUUACUGUUUCGCGACGUUUGUCAAGCGUCGGAGAUCCGUUCGUUGAAAAUUCGGGGCCAAGUGACGCUUUAUCCGCAGGAAAAGUGGAAAAAUCAGACUGUCACGGAGAAUUUUAUCGCACAGUUGGGCACCAAAUGCCCCAAAAUUGAGAAUUUGUGUGUCGAAGAUGCAUUUUUGGACUCGAAACGUGUGGCGGUGGUGAAUUUUCCGGCAACCUUGCGAUCAUUGACUUUGAGAAAUUGUCACUUGUCAACGAGUAACAACAAUCCACGGUCCUCGUUCUUCUCCAAAAUCAAUUUCCACUUUACGAAUUUGGAGGAGCUGGCUGUGGAACGUUGCAAUUGGUUCGAUACGCACGAUUUGAUCGCUUUCAGCAAAAUACCAAAUUUGAAGUAUCUCAGUUUGCGCGGCUGCACCUCCUUCAAAGACUUUGUUCCUUACGGCAGUAUUGCGACGCGUUUCGGCUUCCAGGCGCUCGAGGUGUUGGAUGUGCGCGACACGCCCGUCACCGAUUCCGACAUUCAGUGCUUCAACAUUUCGAAGAAUUUGCGAGAACUAAGACUGCAGUGUCCGCAAGUGCCGGCGCCGAAGGAGGAGGAAAAACCGGAAAAUGUCUCGGAAGGCGAUCGUCCGGGCACGUCGGGCACCGAACCGAAACCUCCAGCAACAAAUCCAACGUCGACGAGUUCAACGAAUCCAAUUUCCGCAAGUGUUCAUGUUCGCACCGACCGACAAGUGAUCAAUUUGCAUCUCAGGCCGAGUCGCAAUAACGGCAGGAUUGAGACAGUUCGCGACGGGGCGCCACAAAAUGUGGAAAUUCCGCCGCCAGAAGAGGAAGUAAGACAGGAAAAUGCGGAAAACGAUGAGGAAAUUCAGGAAGCAGGAGCGGAAUUUAAUGCGGGAAAUGAUAAUUUUAGGAUCAAUAUUCGGAAUCAAAAUGUUCGGGGACGAAAUGUUAUUCAUAUUGUGCUGCAAAAUAAUCACAUGUGUAAUCAGAACAACAAUAAUGAGAAUAAUGGAGAAGGAAAUCAGGAGGGAAAUCGACCAGCAGCGGCGGCGGCGGCAGAAGGGGAAGGACAGGAAAAUGCGCCAGCGGGAGAGAAUAACGCGGAAAAUCCUCCUCCACAGAAUGCCAAUGAGCCGCCUAAUCCGCCAGCAGGAGAUGGAGGCGUUCAACACUACAUAAUGAUACGCGGAAUCCGCGAAGGAGCCGAAAACGACAACGGAGAUGAUGUCAAUCCAGCGCGUAUUGUACAAUUCAUCCAGUUCCAACGCAGUCAUCCGUUGCACAUGUCUCCGGGGCCUCUCAACGAAGCGAUUACGGACCGCGGAAUUUGCAGUUUUGGCCAUUCGCAGGACGGAGCACGCGGCGGUUUGGUGUGGAUUCGCAUGGAGCCACGCAGCCCAACGACCCAGCUGGAAAGUAUUACGGUGCGCGACUACAAAAAAGUCACGGAUGUCGCGCUGCAACAUUUGUCGAGUUGCGCGCCGCGCUUGAAAUUCCUCGAUGUCAUCGGCACAGACGUCACGGAAGACGGCAUCGAGAAAUUUAAGCUGCAAAAACCCGAAUGUCGCGUCAUUUCGAACUUUGGCGUUGCCGAGGAGGAAAAUCUGUUGUGAAAAAUGGCAAAAUAACGGAAAAAUCAAGAUUUAACUACUAUUUAAUAAAAAUUUAGAGGAAUUA